Molecule: messenger RNA, 1392 nt
Organism: Anoplopoma fimbria (sablefish)
Lineage: Eukaryota; Metazoa; Chordata; Actinopteri; Perciformes; Anoplopomatidae
Product: olfactory receptor 52K1-like
Biological process (GO): G protein-coupled receptor signaling pathway
Cellular component (GO): membrane
Molecular function (GO): G protein-coupled receptor activity; olfactory receptor activity
Source: RefSeq, a predicted model, not a curated record
UAUGCCAGACCUUCCAGCGUUAUUCCCCGGACUGAUUUCCCGUUGCCGACCCGCUUGUUUGGACUUCUCUGCCUUGCCUCUGCCCCGGUAACUGACUCAGCCUUCCGUCCCAGACCACGGUAUUCCUACCUUGCCUCGGUUAACCGACUCAGCCUUCUGUCCCCGACCACGAGAUUAGCCUUCGCUCCUUUUGGUUUUUGUCUGCCUGCUCCGCUGACGGAUCAGCGCUCGCUCGAGUGGAAUAUAACCCGUUGAUGGAAAACUACACUUAUAACAGCCCCACGCUCCAGCUGGAGGCUCUGAACGUUUCAAAGGAGUCUGUCUACCCUGUCUUUCUCUCGUUCUUGUUCUCAUACCUGUUUUUAAUGCUCGCAAAUGGGACCAUUGCUUUUCUUAUCUUCAUUGACAAGAGCCUCCACCAGCCCAUGUAUCUCCUUUGCAACCUGCCGUUAAAUGACAUCCUUGGAAAUUCUAUCUUGAUGCCCCGUUUGCUUAUGGACAUGUUGAAGCCUCCCUCUGAGCUCUUUAUUAGUUAUUAUGAAUGUGUGGUCCAAGCUUUCACCACACACAUGUUUGGUACCACUAGUCUCACUGUGCUUAUGAUUAUGGCUUUUGACAGAUAUGUGGCCAUCAGUAAUCCAUUACGAUAUAAUAUGAUAAUGACCAACAAAAUGGUGAUCAAGUUGAUCGUGUCUGCCUGGGGAGUGGCCUUCGUUUUGGUCACGAUUCUACUCGGUCUGACCAUACGACUGAACAGAUGUAGGACUCUUAUUGAAAGCCCUUACUGUGACAAUGCCUCACUGUUUAAACUCUCCUGUGAGAGUGUGUUUAUUAAUAAUGUCUAUGGCCUCACUUUCACUGCAGUCCUGUUCACAGGUUCCAUAGGCAGCAUGGUUAUCACUUAUACUAAGAUUACAGUAGUCUGUCUCACCAGUAAUAGCAAGUCUUUGAACAGUAAAGCCUUAAAGACCUGCAGCACUCACCUGGUCAUGUAUCUGAUCAUGAUGUUUAGUGCAAUGUCAAACAUUACUCUACAUCGCUUCCCUCAGUACUCAGACUACAGAAAACUCAGUAGGAUUUUGUUUCAUAUUGUCCCUGGCAGCCUCAACCCCAUCAUUUAUGGAGUGCAGUCUAAAGAGAUAAGGAUAUUUUUGUCAAAGUUGUUCCACUCCAAGAAAGUUCUGCCAUCAUUGUAAGGACAAUGUCCCCUUUUUUAUGCACAUUUUUCAAGGCAACAUAUAAUGUGACCUAAGGGUGCCCUACUGUGCUCCUGUUUUUGUCCUUUGUAAGUGUUUAAGCACAAAUGUCUGAUCUUAUUAGUGCUACUACUCUAAUUCAUAACCUUGGGGUGGAAGACUUUCCUGUUCCAAUGGGAGGGUCCAAGGACAGAGG